Messenger RNA from Hipposideros armiger (great roundleaf bat), 3509 nucleotides. RefSeq names its product von Willebrand factor A domain containing 5A (gene VWA5A). The transcript has 19 exons. Lineage: Eukaryota; Metazoa; Chordata; Mammalia; Chiroptera; Hipposideridae. The coding region runs from base 217 to 2565 and encodes 782 amino acids. The record is from RefSeq and is a predicted model, not a curated record.
GGGUCUUCCUGGAAAUUUUGACUGCAGAUGUUUUCUCUUAGCAGUGAGUGACUCAGAGGCUCGGACUGCUGGAGAAGGCCCACUCUGUAUUCAUUUCGCCUCUGUGGCUGGAUCCGGGUUCUCCACUUGACCCCUGCAACAGGCUGCAGGGUGUGUCCGCUGCGCCACCCAGCGUUGGCCUGCACCUCCCUCUGCCGGCGGUAGCCCUGUGUCACCAUGGUGCGCCCUUGUGGCCUACUAACUCGCCAAGAGGAACCAGUGCCACUGAAGAGCAUCUCUGUGACCUUGUCCAUUUGUGAAUUUGUGGCUGGUGUGUCUGCUACCUUAAAUUAUGAGAAUGAGGAGAAAACUCCUUUGGAGGCCUUCUUUGUAUUCCCCAUGGAUGAAGACUCAGCUGUCUACAGUUUCGAGGCCAUGGUGGAUGGGAAGAAAAUUAUGGCAGAACUACAGGACAAAAUGAAGGCCCACGGCAAUUAUGAGAAUGCCAUCAGCCAGGGCCACCAAGCCUUCCUAUUGGAGGAGGACAAGUGCUCCAGGGAUGUCUUCUGUUGUAAUGUGGGGAACCUCCACCCUGGGUCGAAGGUGGCACUCACCCUGAAGUAUGUGCAGGAGCUGCCCCUGGAAGCAGAUGGCGCCCUGCGCUAUGUGCUGCCAGCUAUCCUGAAUCCUCGGUACCAACUCUCUGGAGGGCCUGAGGACAGUUGCCUUAAUAUGAAGACUCCUGUAGUCCCUUUGGAGGACCUGCCUUACACACUCAGCUUGGUUGCCACCAUCACUUCCCAGAAUGGCAUCCAGAGAAUCCAAUGCAACUGCCCCUUGAGUCCCAUUGAGUACCUUGGAGAUGAGAAGACAUCUGCUCAGACUUCCUUGGCUGAUGGACACAAAUUUGAUCGAGAUGUGGAACUCCUAAUUUACUACAGUGAGGUGCAUCUCCCCAGUGUAGCUGUGGAGAUGGGGAAACCUACAACGGAGCCAGAUUGUUUGAUGGGAGAUCCAUGUGCAAUGGUGAGUUUCUACCCGAAUAUUCCAGAAGCUCAGCCACCAAUUACCUGUGGAGAAUUUGUCUUCCUCAUGGACCGCUCAGGAAGUAUGAGAGGCCCAAUGAGUAAACAGGAUAAAUCUCAGCUGCGCAUAGAGGCAGCCAAGGAAACACUGAUUUUGCUGCUGAAGAGUUUGCCUGUAGGCUGUUAUUUCAACGUGUAUGGAUUUGGAUCUUGCUAUGAGGCAUUCUUUAAGCGUAGUGUGAAGUACUCUCAGCGUACCAUGGAGGAGGCUCUGAGGAAACUUAAAGUUAUGAAUGCUGACCUAGGGGGCACGGAAAUCUUGACACCACUCAAGAACAUUUACAGUGGACCUUCCAUCCCAGGCCACCCUCUACAGCUUUUUGUCUUCACCGAUGGAGAAGUUACCGAUACAUUCAGUGUAAUUAAAGAAGUUAAGAGCAACAGUCUGAGGCACAGAUGUUUCUCAUUUGGUAUUGGAGAAGGAGCCUCCACCAGCCUAAUAAAAGGCAUUGCCCGGGUAUCAGGCGGUGCAUCAGAAUUUAUCACAGGCAAGGAGAGGAUGCAGGCCAAGGCUCUUAGGGCUCUGAAACGUGCUCUGCAGCCUGUAGUAGAAGAUGUUUCUCUGAGCUGGGAUUUGCCUCCUGGUCUCUCUGCUAAAAUGCUUUCCCCAGAACAGACUGUCAUCUUUAGAGGUCAGAGGUUAAUCAUCUAUGCCCAAUUGACUGGGAUGAUGCCGCCAGCAGAGGCAACAGGAGAAGUUUGCCUCAAAUACACCCUCCAGGGCAAGAGUUUUGAGAAUAAAGUGACAUAUUCUCUACAACCCAAGUCUGAUGCCAACCUUACCAUUCACCGUCUUGCCGCCAAGUCCUUUCUCCAGACCAAGGACAUGGGCUUCAGGGAGACUCCAGCAAAUGAUAAAAAAGAUGUGUUAAAAGUCAGCAUUGAGUGUGGAGUCAUAAGCUCCCACACAGCUUUCAUUGCCAUCAACAAGGAUCUCAACAAACCAGUUCAGGGCCCCCUGGUUCGUAGGGACAUUCCAAGGCCAAUUCUGUUGUGUGCUUCUGCUAUGAUGCCUCGUGGAGGUGUUUAUACAACGUCCUCAUCCUCCUACCGUCCUGCAUCCCGGCCCACGAGGAGCACUCCCUGCUACUCAAGCAUGUCAUACCGGCAGAAUCGUUAUGAUCCCCAUAUGUCCACCAUUAGCAAGAGCCUGUAUUCGCUAGUCUUCGGUGAUAAUCAUCUUGUACAGCUGAUUUCCCUCCAAAAAGCAGAUGGUUCCUGGGAUCUGAAUGAAGGUCUGGCCAUGGUUCUAGGUAUGAAUUUGGAAGAUAUACUGGCUGCGCUCCCUAUCCAGGAUGGGGAUUCCUCAGGCUGGGCCACGGUCCUGGCGGUGCUCUGGCUGCAUACCAAUGGUAAGGACAUGAAGUGUGAGUGGGAACUUCUGGAAAGGAAAGCUGUGGCCUGGAUUCACAUGCAUGCAGGCUCAGUCAUGAAUGUGCUUAUGAGAGCUGCUAUUGCUUUCCUGAAAUCAUCUGUGGAUCCUUCCAUCUUUGUCCUCUGAAGAUACCAUGCAGAAAAAACAAGUUCUUCUUCUAUGCUACUGUCCUUUUCUUUACGCUUUCUUCUGCUGUAAUGUGUUUCUGUAGUUUACACCUAUCCUGUGAGUUUCUUGUCAUAAAAGUAAAGGAUGCCCACCCCACCUUACCCCUGUGUUCCAGGAUAUGAUUUUCCUUUCCCCAGCAAGUACCCUCAGUGAAGUGUCAGUGGUCCCAGAACCUGUUCCCAUUUUUGGAGGAGUUCAAAGGAUUCCUAGGCAGUAAUGUUCCUACCAGGUUUUCUAGAGUGAUAGCAUGAAAAACAAGUGACAUAGACUCCAAACUAAAGAUUACAGCAUUGAUGUUAGAGAAUGCCUGAAUUAGAGAAUUCUCUGCAUUAUUUCUGUCUAUUUGCUUUUGAUUUUAUAUACUUAUCAGGACCAGAUUUGUGAGCUAUGCAGUUUUCUAUUCUUAGAGAGGAAGGGAGGCUGAAAGUCAGCACAGGGAUUGAUACAACCUCAAGAUGACAAAGAGAGAGACUCAAGGGGUCCACUGUGAGCAGUGGCACUGUUGGGGACCUUCUUGAUGGAUUCUGUUUGGGUUUCGCUACCCUAUACUGCAUGUCUUCCCUCUCAUUGCCAAACGGACUUGGGUUGAGUCAUACCUCUUGGGGACAUGUUUCUCCUGAAUAAGGAAACAUCGUAGUAAAAGGGUGAUAAUAGAAUCCUUAGUCCUAGCCUGAACCCGUGAGGCCUUCAAAUCAGGCUCUGAUCUAGUACACUAAAGGAAAAAAAAAGUUUAAAGGUAGCUUUGCCUGAGACCUUAACCACCCCAUGAUAAAGGAAGGAGCGCCCCUUGAUUGUGAUCUUGAUGUUCCACAUACUCUAUCCUAGUAAAAAUGACCUUAUUUGAUGUGCUGUCUCCUAAAAUGCUGUUGUAUCAAUAUUAAAAUGACUAUCUCUGCUCUGCA